AUGUGGCUGCUCCCGGCGCUCCUGAUGCUUACCUUCCUGAGAGAAAGGGCAAGUGGCCUAGCCCCUGAGACCCGCAUUGUUGGGGGGACAGUCGCCUCACCCCACCAGUGGCCCUGGCAGGUCAGCCUCCGUGAGCAUGGGCAUCAUGUCUGCGGGGGCAGCCUCAUCAGUGCCCAGUGGGUGCUGACUGCCGCCCACUGCGUGACCAGCCCUAAGAGGACCAGAGACCUGAGCGUGCAGCUGGGGGAGGCGCUGCUCUACUCCCGUCCCCCAGGCUCAGCCUUGGUGCCUGUCGCCCACGCCAUCUGGCACCCCUCCUACAACGGGGAUGCGCUCCAGGGAGGGGACGUGGCCCUGCUGAAGCUGGCCCGCCCCAUCCCCUUUUCCCAUUCCAUCCAGCCUGUGCCGCUGGUCUCACCUGGCACCCACAUCCCCACAGGCACCCUGUGCUGGGUGGCCGGCUGGGGCGACAUCGAGCAGAGUGUGACCCUGCCCAAGCCUUCCUGGUUGCAGGAGGUGGACGUGCGCAUCAUCAGUCCCCAGAACUGUCAGCAGCUCUAUGCGCCCGAGCCGAUCUACCCCGAGAUGCUGUGCGCUGGCUACUUCCAGAGCAGAAAAGGAUUCUGUGAGGUCAGUCCUGAGGUGUCAUGA
Molecule: messenger RNA, 651 nt
Organism: Echinops telfairi (small Madagascar hedgehog)
Lineage: Eukaryota; Metazoa; Chordata; Mammalia; Afrosoricida; Tenrecidae
Product: prostasin-like
Exons: 4
Coding region: 1-651 (216 amino acids)
Biological process (GO): proteolysis
Molecular function (GO): serine-type endopeptidase activity
Source: RefSeq, a predicted model, not a curated record